This is a messenger RNA of Labeo rohita (rohu), 2653 nucleotides long. RefSeq names its product protein prenyltransferase alpha subunit repeat containing 1 (gene ptar1). Gene Ontology annotation, molecular function: protein prenyltransferase activity. The transcript has 7 exons. Gene Ontology annotation, cellular component: cytoplasm. NCBI's taxonomy places the organism in Eukaryota, Metazoa, Chordata, Actinopteri, Cypriniformes, Cyprinidae. Gene Ontology annotation, biological process: protein prenylation. The record is from RefSeq and is a predicted model, not a curated record. The coding region runs from base 33 to 1331 and encodes 432 amino acids.
UCACCCGCGUUGACGUCACUCGAGCUCUGAAAAUGGCUGAGUCGGAAGAGGAGGUGGAUGUCUUGGUCCAGAGAGUUGUGAAAGACAUCAAUAACGCCUUCAAAAGAAACCCGAACAUUGAUGAAAUCGGCCUCAUUCCAUGCCCCGAAGCCCGAUACAACAGAAGCCCCAUCGUCCUGGUGGAGAAUAAGCUGGGAGUGGAGAGCUGGUGUGUCAAGUUUCUGCUGCCCUAUGUGCAUAAUAAACUCCUGCUGUACAGGCAGAGAAAGCAGUGGCUCGAUCGGGAAGCACUGGUAGAUAUAACCUGCACAUUGCUUCUCUUAAACCCAGAUUUUACCACUGCGUGGAAUGUCAGGAAAGAGCUCCUGCAGUGUGGCGUGUUAAACCCAGAGAAGGACCUUUACCUGGGCAAACUAGCACUAUCUAAGCAUCCUAAAAGUCCAGAGACAUGGAUACACAGGCGCUGGGUGUUACAGUGGCUGCAAAAGGAGUGCUCUCCCUCUGGACAAGAACUGAAAGAUCAGGCUGAGCCCAGAGGAGACGCCGUGAGGAGGAGACCGUGCGAGAGGAUGCAGAGAGCCUUGCAGGAGGAGAUGAAGGUCUGUGCAGACGCAGCCGGUCGUUACCCCAGCAACUACAAUGCCUGGUCCCAUCGCAUCUGGGUACUGCAGAACAUGGCUAAAGGCAAUCUGAAGGUUCUGCAUGAUGAGCUGUCCUCCACCCGACUGUGGGUGUCCAUGCACGUGUCAGAUCACAGCGGCUUCCACUACCGUCAACACCUGCUCAAGGCCCUGGCCAGAGAGCUGAGCCAAGUUGGAGAGACGGAGCUCCACCCUACCCAGCAGCCUAAUGGAGAGAGCACAGCGGGCGCGUCUGAUGACAAUCACCAUAAUGACGUCAUCCCUCCGCUCUUCCACGAGGAAAUGGAGCUCUGCACUGAUCUCAUCGAGUCAUAUCCGGGCCACGAGACGCUGUGGUGCCACAGGCGACAUGUCUUCUACCUGUGGCACCAGUGGCGGAGGGAGCACCUCCAAGGGGCAGGGUCACAAUCUCCACCUCUCACCCACACCGACGUCCUCCUCAGCGAGGAGCCCUGUGACGACAGCAGUGCCUCCCAGGCCAUGGACGUUGACUGUGUUCUGGACGGGAGCAAACACGGAAGCUACACGCAGGACACCAAGCGACUAAAGCGGGGACCGCUGCUUCCCCACCCCGGACUUCCCUCCGAGCACACGUUUGUCUCUAAAAUCCUCACGGGCUGCCGGAGCCCCGAGCAAAGCCGCUUUGCCAUCGCCUACAGAAAGUGGCUGGACUCAGUUAUAGGUCAGUAGCGUGAGAAACACUCCGCCCACCACGAUGUGGGAGAGCUGUGAUAGGUCAACUUAUUUCUGGCUCCAACCGCCCACACCCGGUUCUCUGAAACUGGCUGGACUUCUCGGCCGGUUGGUUUGUCAGAGAUGCUCUGCCGGAGCAAAUUCCCUCUCAUGAUGAAAACCCAUGACCUGUCUCGGCAGUCUAAGCCUGGUCUGUUUCAGCUGCUUUAGUUCAGGUACUGGAUAUCUCAGGUCUGUUUUCAGUGUACAAUCCUUUCUUCUAUCAGAAGCUACAAGUUUGUAGGGGUUUUUUUGUUUUCAUACAGUUUUGCUGGUUUUUAUGUUGUUUAAAGUCUUCCACCACAAAUCAAUUACAGUAUGCUCUCAUCAUGCUGUCUGCAGUUUUACGAUUCCUGUCGGGAAUCUUAAACGCACACUGUGGUGCACACUUGAAGGGAACACUUAGAGCCCAAAGUGAUUCUGACCCAGUUUCCCUCUUUUGUUUAAUUGGGGGCAGACUGGCUCUGAAUCUCAUCUACUGCUCCUCUUUGAACUUUUGUACUGAAGCAUGAACAUUUUUCAAUGAAUUCCUAGACGUUUUGCUACAAUCAGUAAUGUGAGCACAAUCAUUGACGUUAAAGAUUCCUGGAGCCAUUUGAUAUAAAAUAUUAGGGCUAAAGACAGACAUCUUCAUGAGUUUUAAUAAUCUUCAAUCAAUAAAACCGAACAAUGCACAUGAAUUUGACAGAAUUUCUAGGCGAUGUCCUCAUUCAGGUGAGUAUUUGUAUUAUAUGACAUAUCCGUUGCAGGGUCAGCAUUUUUUUCAGUUUGUGCAGACGAUUCUUGGAGCGUUUGAGAAUAAAUGUUCCUGAAGCACAUUAUCAUCACUCAUUAGGAAAACGAAGGCCACGUUGUCACAUGGACUAGCCUCAGCGUUCAAGCACAAGUUUUGGGUUAUAGUUCAUCCAGGUGGUCUCACAGAUGCAUGGGUUUUCAUGAUGAACGGGAAUUGCAGAAGUAGGAAUAGGCUUUUCUCAGCUCGGCCCAAACGUGGCUGCAGAAAUAACACGCUGCCACGUUCAAGCCCAUCUGGUGCAGAAUGGUGCUUCUUCUCUGCACCGGGGGAGUGUUGACCCCUGACGGGCCUGGGUUUACAAAUGCUGCUUUUUGUUUAACACUAUUUUGAACUUAAAGUAUAUUUAUGCAAAUAUGAAAGUGAAAUGUUGUUAGCUUCACUUAUGUGAUGAUUUAUUAAAGCUAAUAAGCUAUUAGACAGUUAUGGUUGACUCACUGUUACUCAGUAAUUAUUAAACUUGUAAUAAACUUUGAAGUUUCACAGG